UUGUCAUAUCAAAUGUCAAGCGUGGUUUUACUUGAAAAAUGUUAUUGAAUUGAAUCGAAUUAUCCAUCUAAUUUACUAACGAAAAUAAUCUAAAUCUACUUUAAUUAAACAUGAAACUCCCUGAUAAAAAGAAAACUAAGAAGCAGAAAGAGAAAAGGAAGCCUAUUACCAAACCUAAGAAAGAAAAAGUUCUGCUUGUGGCACAAGAAUUUAAAUUUGCACGACUUCUUUCUGGAAACGAGAAAAAAACACGCGAUCGCGUGUUGAAAACGCUUAAAAAAUGGCUUACGAACUGUUUUGAUAAGAAGUAUGAAUUUAAAGAAGAUGAUUUUACCAGAGUGUGGAAAGGUCUAUUCUAUGCUGUUUGGAUGUCAGACAAACCUAUAGUGCAGGAGGACUUAUGUGACAGUAUUGCAGCAACCCUAGACUUGUUUCCAGCUGACCAAAUUCAAUAUGCUAUAAUGAUGAUAAAAGCAGGCUUCAAAGUCCUUGCUACUGAGUGGUAUGGAAUUGAUCAGCACAGAAUGGAUAAAUUCCUAAUGUUGGUGCGUCGCUAUCUUCGCGGUAGUUUCCGCUGCUUGCAGAGAUGUGAUUGGAAGCUCAAGAGCUGCCAGAUGUUUUCCAACAUGCUGUGCUCUAGUGAUGGUAUCCUGGCGUUAAAGACGCCACUUUACGCUCGCAAUGCAGCGUCCAUGAUGUUGCACAUCACAGACUGUUACCUAGAAGAACUAUCGAAGGUAUCCAAAGGUCAAAUACCUGAAGAAAGCUUGGUAGCUCUCAUAUACCCCUUCAGCAUUCAAGUGUGCGGGGGUGACAGCACACUUGCUAUUACUUGUAGAAGACUAUUGACUUCUUUGGUUCAACAAAGUGAGCUUGGAUUAGAGUAUGAUAUUGCUACAUCUGCCUGGAAAAAGUUGGGAUGUCCCGCUGGUGGUCCCGAAGCUCUAGAGCGUGUCUCAGAUGACGAAACUGAUGAUGAUGAUGAGUAUGAAAACGGACAAGCUGACGAAUCUAUGGAAAAUGGUGAUGAAAACGAGUCGCUUCCUCUAGAUCCUCGAGCGGGUCGUGUGAAUGUUAGUUUGGAGCCACUUCCUGUACCGGCCAAGCUUUUAGCUGAACAACUAAGAGAAUUAAUGACAACAUCCUCAUCCAAGGCAUACAAACGAGCAAAAAUUUGUUUAGAACGUUUCGAAGAUCUAAGUCGCAACCAGUAUCCGCUCCGAGUGCCGGCCUCAGACGCAGCGGGGCUGGAACCGAACCUGGACCGCGGCGAGCCGAUACGAGCAGCCACACGGCUGCGUGCGUUGGAGAAACAGCUCGUCAAACAAUCGGACGAGCUCGCCUUACGAGGUCUUAGUCGAAAACACCGUAAAAGACUUCUUGCGAAAAGUAGGUCUGGUGUGAACAUCGUGGAUGAAAUCUCUUCUGAAACAACUCCAUUAGAUACCACUAAUGGCGACUGGCAAGUGGAAACAACGAAACCAGAGGAAAAAGCUAAGAAAAACGAUUCCAAUAAAGAAAAUAAGGCAGUUGACAAGAAAAAUAAUAGAAAACGAAAACUUAAAGACAAAAAUAGUGUUGAGCUCAGUAAAAAACCUAAAGUCGACGAAAACAAUAAACCAAAACAUAUCAAAAGUAAGAAAAAUAGUAAAGUUAAUAAGAAACUUCUAACCAAUAGUGAAGAUAGCAAAAAAAUAGUUAAAACAGAAAAUGUUAAAAAGGAAAACAAAAAUAACAAAAAUAUAUUAAAUAAGGAAAACAAAAAUAACAAAAUUGUAUUAAUUAAGGAGACUAAUAAAGUUUCGAAUAGUGAUAAGAGUAAGGAAUUUAAUAAGUUGUCAGAUAGUGAUGAGGUGAAAAAACUAUCAGUUAAUAAGAGUAAGAAAAUAACAACAACACAAGACAAAGUAUUAAACUUUAAAACAAACAAACAGACAAAUGAAGUUGCUAAUAUAAAAAAACAAAAAGUUUUGAAUCCUAAAGAGUUGAAAGCAAAUAAAAAAACGGAACCGCACCUUGUAGUGAAUAAGGUAAAAAACUACCAGAAGCAAGUAAAUGGCAAAAUAAAAAAAGACGGUAGCCCAAAGAAAAGGGUUAAUAUAGAAACGCCGAAAAAGGUGAAGUUUGUGCUGAAGAAUAACGGCAUGCAAGGAACGGUCGAUUAUUACAAAAGUGUUAGACAAAGUCCGAGUAUCCCGUUUGACAGUAGCAAACAGCCGAACAAAACGAACUUGAAACCUUCCACGCCAUCUCCUAUCAAUCCGUUCUUUAAGAAGAAAUUAAAAUUAAAAUCACUUUGAUGACUUUAUCUUUUGUUGAAACUUCAUUUACACUACAGUUAAUAUUAGGUUUAUUUUUCAGUUAUUGGUAUUUAAUUAUGCUUGUUUUACAUUUCUAAAUGUAUCAUUUGUUACUAGGACUAUGAAUUGAAUGACGCUGCCAGUUCUGAAUCUUAAAAAUAUAAAAACAAACAUUUGUAAUUAAUAAAACAUCUUAUUUUAAAGGCUGUAUUAGUUUUAUCAAAGUAAAUUUUAGAAUCCUUCAACCCAAGCCUUAAAUUGAUUCUUCGGAAACAUAUGUCAGUUGCCAGUUCUUUUCAGAACUGGCAACUGACAUAUGUUUCCCCCUUUUAUACAUUCUGUUUUGUAUAUGUACGUUGAGAUAUUUUUGUAAGUUGUCGUUAUUUUUAUAUUUUGUAAAGUACCUAAUGGUGUCAAUUCUGUUAUAUAUAACUUAAACUUAACUAAAUUACAGGAACGAAAAACUAUACCUUCACUAGCACAACUAUUAUUCCUGUAAAUUAAGGACCUAUUUAUUUGUUUACAACAUAAUUAGCAGCAAUACAAUUAAAUCUAACGAUAUAAAAGAUGUUAGCCGUCGAAUGUCCAUAGAAUCCUUUAAGUUUACCUCAAACCUAUUUAUUCACUAUUUACUACUGACAAUUAAAUGUUAAAAUGGUUUUAAUUUUGAUAACGCGUCUUGCAUGCAAAACCCGAAUAAGACUAACAUUUUUUGUUUUGCUCAUAAUGCUCAAGAUAUAUUAUAUUUUGUACCUAAGGACGAGAGAAAAUAUUUUGACUUUACAUACAUGUGACACUUGUUUACGGUGAUGUGUGUCAAAUGUCAAUCAUGAUAGUUUUUUUUUAUAACGAAUGUGUAUCACGGACAUUUUGGAUGGUUUACAAAUUUAUUUUGCUGCUGAAAACUGAACCAGCGGAGUCCCUUCGAAACAUUUAUUUUGAGAUAUUCAAGUAGUGAAUAAACGGAAUAAAAAUAAUAUCGUGUUUCCUUUGAUGGUGCAGGAAUGUUUAUGUGGAAUGCACUAAACAUCCGCUUGCUAGUUUUUCAGCUCUUUGGCUAUUUUUAUGUCUAACGUAAAUUAAAAAUUUAUUUAUUUUAACUGCAACUGCAACUUCAAUCUGUCUGUCUAUCUGUCCUCUGCGUCCAAUACCUGAUAAUAAUGAAAAUUCUAGAAAUGAAUAAAUUAAUUCUAGACAGUUCUGCAAUCAUUAUCGGUGACAUUUGCGCGGCGGUGAGCAUAGGAAUUUAAUUCGAUCAGCGUUUUAGAAGUGCAUUAUUUUUUAUAUAACUACUAAACUGUAUUUACAUUAAAUAUUGCGCAGAGAUAUAGGAUAUGAAUCACUAAAGGAGCCGCCUUCGUAGCACUAAAAAUAGUCACUGUGUAUAAAAAAAAAACUGAAAAUGAUGAAGAAAUGUUCUAUUUAUGGCAAAAUAUAAGAUUUAAGGUAGUUCAUUCUAAUAUUUUGUUAUUUGGUAUUCAGCAUAUGGUGAACAGUGUAAAAAUUAUGCUACCAGUAGCAUAUUUUAAUUAUAACGGUGCUAUGUCGAAACUGCUAGUGUUUCUUAGCACAAUUUGUUAUGUUAUUAUGACUAUGUAUUGAAUAAUGAAAUAAAAUGUUUUUUAAAUAA
Pararge aegeria (speckled wood butterfly) is the source of this 3930-nucleotide messenger RNA. RefSeq names its product ribosomal RNA processing protein 1 homolog (gene Nnp-1). Lineage: Eukaryota; Metazoa; Arthropoda; Insecta; Lepidoptera; Nymphalidae. The transcript is spliced from 11 exons. The record is from RefSeq and is a predicted model, not a curated record. Gene Ontology annotation, biological process: rRNA processing. Gene Ontology annotation, cellular component: preribosome, small subunit precursor; nucleus; preribosome, large subunit precursor. Bases 111 to 2300 code for a protein of 729 amino acids.